AUGUUCACCAGGAUGUUGAAACUGAGACUCCUCAACGCAGUAGCACCUGCGUACUUCUUCACAGCUACAGCAGUCACCUUCAUUUUGCACUUCUGCUUCUUCGUCCCAACGAUAUUCCCAAACCCCGACACAUCACCCUGGGGCUCCACAGCUCUCCACACAGUUGUUUUCCUCUUCCUGAUGUUCAACGCGCUGGGGAAUUACAUAAUGACUAUCAAAUAUCCAGCUGAAAGCGCCAACAUGAGUGGGGUUCCCGUGUGCUCGCCGCACUGCUCGGACAAGGUGGACGCCCACUACCUCCUGAACGGACGCCACUUCUGCAAACUGUGUAAGAAAGUCAUUCUCAAGAGGGAUCACCACUGCUUUUUCACCGGGAACUGCAUUGGCAACAAAAACAUGCGCUACUUCAUCAUGUUCUGCAUCUACACGUCGUGCACUUGUUUGUACUCUCUGGUUCUCGGGGUGGCCUUCCUGACAGUGGAGUACAACAUCUCCUUUGAGAACCCGCUGACCUUCCUGACUCUCCUCCUCCUCGCCACAGGCUACUUCUUCAUGGGAACCAUCUCAGGCAUGCAGCUGUUUGUGGUGCUGAUGCUGUACGUGUGGCUGGGCAUCGGCCUGGUCUGUGCAGGGUUCUGCUGCCAGCAGGUCCUGCUGGUGGCCCGGGGUCAGACCUGGUGUCAGAUGCAGAGAGGGCAGCUCGUGGAGAACCGCAGCCCCUGGAGAAACAACCUAAAGGAUGUUUUCGGUACCCACUGGAUCCUCGGCCUUAUCCUGCCUGUGCAGACAGUGGAGAUGUGCGCCGAUGAAACAGACGCACAUAAACAAGACUGAGGGAUACACACAUAUCAGAUCAACAGCUCACGAU
Pleuronectes platessa (European plaice) is the source of this 868-nucleotide messenger RNA. RefSeq names its product zinc finger DHHC-type palmitoyltransferase 22 (gene zdhhc22). Gene Ontology annotation, molecular function: palmitoyltransferase activity. The record is from RefSeq and is a predicted model, not a curated record. Gene Ontology annotation, biological process: protein palmitoylation. Bases 1 to 834 code for a protein of 277 amino acids. The transcript is spliced from 2 exons. Gene Ontology annotation, cellular component: Golgi apparatus. NCBI's taxonomy places the organism in Eukaryota, Metazoa, Chordata, Actinopteri, Pleuronectiformes, Pleuronectidae.